This is a messenger RNA of Oryzias latipes (Japanese medaka), 4319 nucleotides long. Its product is annotated as 2-hydroxyacylsphingosine 1-beta-galactosyltransferase. The record is from RefSeq and is a predicted model, not a curated record. Gene Ontology annotation, cellular component: endoplasmic reticulum. NCBI's taxonomy places the organism in Eukaryota, Metazoa, Chordata, Actinopteri, Beloniformes, Adrianichthyidae. Gene Ontology annotation, molecular function: N-acylsphingosine galactosyltransferase activity. Gene Ontology annotation, biological process: galactosylceramide biosynthetic process.
UUGCACCACUCUUUAGUCCCGCCUUUCCGUGGUGGGGACGGCGAGUUUCAUGCUCCCUCAGUUCUAUUAAUUUCCUGGGGACACAUUUUGGCCGUACAGUCUCUAUUCCCCCACGCAGGGAACCUUAUUUUCUUUUAUGUUUUUGACUCUCUAAACUCCGUUCAUUGUAGUCAGGACUCCACUUUCCCACUUUUCAUGACCUGCACGUCUGAAGCCAUGUUGCCACCAUCAUCUCUGCUGGUUGUCCUCAGCCUCCUCACCUGGACUUCUGGCACAUCGUUGGCCGCUAAAGUGAUUGUUGUUCCGCCUAUAAUGUUUGAGUCACAUCUCUACAUCUUCAAGACACUGGCAACGGCUCUGAGCCAAGAGGGUCACGAGAGCCAUUUUCUGGUUUCUGAGGGUCGGGAGGUCCCGCCUUCCAAUCACUACCAUUUGCAACGGUACCCAGGAAUUUUUAAUAGCAGCGCUGCUGACAGUUUUCUCCAAUCCAAAGUCACCAACAUCUUCUCAGGGCGUUUGACAUUUCUAGAACUUUUCGACAUACUUGAUCACUACGCCCAGAACUGUGAUGUUGUUGUCGGCAAUACUGAAUUAAUGAAUCGUUUGAAGGAAGAGAAGUUUGAUCUGCUGCUAGUGGACCCCAACGAAAUGUGUGGUUUUGUGAUUGCCCAUAUCCUUGGCGUUCAAUAUGCUGUGUUUAGCACAGGCCUGUGGUACCCUGCAGAAGUCGGAGCCCCAGCCCCUCUGUCAUAUGUACCUGAAUUUAAUUCACUGCUGACAGAUCGCAUGUCGCUAGUGGAGAGGAUCGCCAACACUGCCGUGUACUUGGCGCAACGCUUCGGAGUCCAUUAUAUUAUACUGCCCAAGUAUGAUCAAAUCAUGUGGAAACAUGGAGUAAAGCCUCAAGCGGCCAUGGCUGACUUGGUGCAGGGGAGCCGCUUAUGGAUGCUUUGCACUGACAUGGCUUUGGAGUUCCCCAGGCCCACCCUUCCUCAUGUGGUCUACAUAGGGGGCAUCCUGACCAAGCCUCCCAGUCCGCUACCACAGGAUUUUGAGGCUUGGGUGAGUGAAGCAUCCGAGCAUGGUGUGGUGAUCGUAUCCUUUGGAGCUGGAGUGAAGUACCUGUCCCAGGACAUCGCUAACAAACUGGCUGGAGCUCUGGGCAGGCUGUCACAGCGUGUCAUCUGGAGAUUUUCCGGCGUUCCACCCAAUAACCUUGGCAACAACACCAAGCUUGUUGAUUGGAUGCCCCAGAAUGACUUGUUGGGCCACCCUAAUACAAGAGCUUUCCUGAGUCACGGGGGAUUGAACAGCAUCUAUGAAGCCAUGUACCAUGGGGUGCCAGUGGUGGGCGUGCCUCUUUUUGGUGACCACUAUGACACCAUGACUCGUGUGGCAGCUAAAGGAAUGGGCAUCAUGCUACACUGGAAGUACAUGUCAGAGGAAGAUCUCUUCAUUGCUCUGACUAGCGUCAUGAAAGACAACAGGUAUCGUCAGCAAGCUCGUCUCUUAUCCAACAUUCACAAAGAUCAACCGGGCCACCCAGUGUCCAGGGCUGUCUAUUGGAUUAGCUACAUUCUCCGGCACAAAGGAGCAAACCACCUUCGAUCCGCUGUGUACGAAGUCUCCCUCUAUCAGUAUUUUCUGCUGGAUGUCGUUUUUACGGUCGCAGUAGCCAUGGCGCUCACUGUCUUUGCCCUGCGAGGCUUGGUGCGAUUGCUCAGGGGAAAGUCCGUGGACCACGCCAGAGGAGGCGCCAUCAGGGAUGAUAGCAGCAUGACCAACGGACACUGUCAUAGAGGCAGCAUCGCCAACGGGAAGCACAGCAGCAAUGGCUCUUUGAAAAACGAGAAGAAGACGGAUUAAUGCUUUGAAUGGUAAAGAGGCGCAAAGCAAAAGUUGACCUAAGGACUCAGCUCUAUGUUGUGAAAGCUCAGAGGCAAAGCUAUUCUUAGGUCUGUGUCAAGAGGCAACUGCUAUUUAGAGCAAACUUUAAGCUGUAGGGCGUGAUGAGAGCAAAACAUCAGGUGCUCAAAAAAAAAAUCUCCAGUGUAUGUGUGAGUCUAGGUGAAUGUUUAUGUGUGAAAUGCGACAAGUCUAACCAAAAAAAAGAAAAAAGCAGAAUAACAGCUGCAGCUUCAGCAGUUUCAGCAUGACACCAUAAAGUCUUUAGAGUUGAAAUGCCGGAAAGAUAAAUCGGAGGAUGUCAUUUUUAUUUGAGCAUCUUCUCUCCAUUAAGCUCCGUCUUGUCUUCCUGCCUCCUUUACUAAUGGGACACUGGAAAAGUGAUAUAAACCUGAGCACCAAUGCCUUCAAACCUAGAACAAAAUAAAAAAAAUGCUUUGGAAACGUUUUUAAGCCGGGAGAGCUGUAAAUAGAAGAUGAAUCUAUUUAUUAUUGUACAAAGGCGUUUUAAGGAUGGACCUUUUGUAUAUUCAUUUUAAUUUAUUUCACACAUUAGCGAGGGUAAACAUACACUCCCUAUUCCGAGCUCACAUCUAUGCAGCGUUGUUCGGCAUGCUUAAGAUCGGCCUGUGCUCAGCCACACUAUUAACUGUGUUGCUUCUGCAGGUCAGCAGAAAAAUACAACAAUUCUCCUUUUCACACAGCAGUGCCAAACUGGGAUUUUAAUUUCUUGUUGUAUUUAAAUUAGCUUUUGUUCUGGCAAGAUCAAAAGCUACGUUUUGGCAUAUCUUUGUGAAAAGGCGAUGGUAUUAAUAAAAGAUGAUGAGCAAUAAUCUGCAUGGUAAAUACUGUGGAUUGUAAAAGCAGAAUGGCUAAUAAUCAGGUGAUUCAUUAAGUCCCGUUUUCCUAAUUUUGCAUUCAUCCAUUCAUUACACUACAAAAGAUUUGAUUGUCGAUUGCCAUUUUCAAUGCUAGAAUUCUACCAAUGAUAUACGUAGUUCUUGAUUUGCUAGCACACUAUGUGAUUCCGUUUCUAUUCUAACAUACGUCGUUCAUUUAUACUCACUUGGUAUUUUAAGAUUCAGGUCGCUCCGCUUCAUGUCUCUCACCUUUGAUUUUUUGUUUGUUUUUGGUUUUCACCGUUGAAGUCCAAGCACAAAACUUUGAAAACCUCUGUGCAAUUUAUCGUGAGCGAGAGUGAUGCGUAUCGUCCACGUGACCUUUUUUUAUGCAAGUAUAUGUGAAUGCAGUCUGCUUGAACCCGGAUCUGUAUGUUUGCUUGCUAUUAUUUCAGCAAUCUGAUUGGUAUUGGUAUCAUUUUAGAGUGUCUGGGUGAAACUUUUAAUGAGAUAUGUUUCAGUCCGUUGUGAUUCGUGUGGGGAAAAAAAACAUUUGAGUUCUGAUUUUUGCUCAUUUAAUAAAAAAAAAGCAAAAAUAUGAUUUAAGAGACAAAAUUGUCUCUAAAAACCCCACAUGUAUAUUUUUCUUGUCAUCAUUUGUCGCCAUGUUGGUUGAAGUAUAUUACACUAUUUGAUCAUGACUAACUGAAAUUUCUGCAUUUGAAAUUUGAGGAGUUUUAAACAUAAAGCAUCUUGUUUAAGGACAAAUAGGAAAAAUGGGUGGAUGUGGAAUACCUCAUGAGCGCAGUACCUUAAAAGUUGACUUUUUUUGUCUUAUCGCUCCUCUCCACAUGCAUGUUUUCUGCAAGUCAUGCGGCACAGGCCAGAUAAAAAAGCAUUUUAGGGAUUGUUUACCACAUUAAAUAAGUCUAUCUUGGACUCACAAACUGCAGAUUUAUGACAAAAUACAGAAGAAAUAUUAUCUCAACCACAAGAACUAUAUUAGAAAUCGUCAAAACGGCUUGUUCCAAUUUAUUGAUCAAGAAAAAUAAAACCAUUCUUUCUCUGUGAGCUGCUAAUACACCUGCACAGCACAACCCCAUUCUGCUGAAGACAAUUAUACUUGAAACUAGGUCAUUUUAAUCAUCAAUAACACCGGCUGUUUGGGUGGGGCUCGACGUGCAGGUGCUACACUGGCUAUGAACAGGAUUUGAAAUGGUUGUAAAGAUUUCUCCUCUAUUCUCAUUCAGUAUUACCGUCCAUACAGACAGAAGGCAUCCUUCCGUGUUCUACAAUAAUGUUUCGGGUGUUUCAUUUUGUGAUGUUUGUCUCAACUUGAAUGCUGUCCUCUUUGGGGGGCUCCUGCUUGAUUUCCUUUUUGUCCUCGCCUUGCGUUUCCUCCCGCAUCGAGUCCCUCCUGCGUAUGUAGUUGCUCUUCUUUGUUACUCACUUUGUUUCAUUUUGACCUCAUUCUGAAUUGACACUAAGACUUUUUCCUGCCAUGUGUGUCUGAGUUGUAAAUAGAACAGAAACAGAACACUAAUUCUAAAUAAAAUUCCAAAUCUUGUUGGCAGA